Procambarus clarkii (red swamp crayfish) is the source of this 2106-nucleotide messenger RNA. The record is from RefSeq and is a predicted model, not a curated record. Lineage: Eukaryota; Metazoa; Arthropoda; Malacostraca; Decapoda; Cambaridae.
AUGUCAGCAGGAAGUCAGGUGUCAGCAGGAAGUCAGAUGUCAGCAGGUAGUCAGAUGUCAGCAGGUAGUCAGAUGUCAGCAGGUAGUCAGAUGUCAGCAGGUAGUCAGAUGUCAGCAGGUAGUCAGAUGUCAGCAGGAAGUCAGAUAUCAGCAGGAAGUCAGAUGUUAGCAGGAACUCAGAUGUCAGCAGGAAGUCAGAUGUCAGCAGGAAGUCAGAUGUCAGCAGGAAGUCAGCUGUCAGCAGGUAGUCAGAUGUCAGCAGGAAGUCAGAUAUCAGCAGGAAGUCAGAUAUCAGCAGGUAGUCAGAUGUUAGCAGGAAGUCAGAUAUCAGCAGGAAGUCAGAUGUCAGCAGGUAGUCAGAUGUCAGCAGGAAGUCAGAUGUCAGCAGGAAGUCAGAUGUCAGCAGGUAGUCAGAUGUCAGCAGGAAGUCAGAUAUCAGCAGGAAGUCAGAUAUCAGCAGGUAGUCAGAUGUUAGCAGGAAGUCAGAUAUCAGCAGGAAGUCAGAUAUCAGCAGGUAGUCAGAUAUCAGCAGGAAGUCAGAUAUCAGCAGGUAGUCAGAUAUCAGCAGGUAGUCAGAUAUCAGCAGGAAGUCAGAUAUCAGCAGCUACCCACUGGCGACCUACCCACUGUGGAGCUACCCACUGUGGAGCUACCCACUGUGGAGCUACCCACUGUGGAGCUACCCACUGGCGACCUACCCACUGUGGAGCUACCCACUGGGGAGCUACCCACUGGGGACCUAGCCACUGGGGACCUAGCCACUGGGGACCUAGCCACUGGGGACCUUGCCACUGGGGACCUAGCCACUGGGGACCUAGCCACUGGGGACCUACCCACUGGGGACCUAGCCACUGGGGACCUACCCACUGGGGACCUAGCCACUGGGGACCUUGCCACUGGGGACCUAGCCACUGGGGACCUAGCCACUGGGGACCUAGCCACUGGGGAGCUACCCACUGGGGAGCUACCCACUGGGGACCUAGCCACUGGGACCUAGCCACUGGGGACCUACCAACUGGAGACCUAGCCACUGGGGAGCUACCCACUGGGGAGCUACCCACUGGGGAGCUACCCACUGGGGAGCUACCCACUGGGGACCUACCCACUGGGGAGCUACCCACUGGGGACCUACCCACUGGGGACCUACCCACUGGGGACCUAGCCACUGGGGAGCUAGCCACUGGGGAGCUACCCACUGGGGACCUAGCCACUGGGGAGCUAGCCACUGGGGAGCUAGCCACUGGGGACCUACCCACUGGGGACCUAGCCACUGGGGAGCUAGCCACUGGGGAGCUACCCACUGGGGACCUACCCACUGGGGAGCUAGCCACUGGGGACCUAGCCACUGGGGAGCUAGCCACUGGGGACCUAGCCACUGGGGAGCUAGCCACUGGGGACCUAGCCACUGGGGAGCUAGCCACUGGGGACCUAGCCACUGGGGAGCUACCCACUGGGGACCUAGCCACUGGGGAGCUAGCCACUGGGGACCUACCCACUGGGGAGCUAGCCACUGGGGACCUAGCCACUGGGGAGCUAGCCACUGGGGAGCUAGCCACUGGGGACCUAGCCACUGGGGAGCUACCCACUGGGGACCUAGCCACUGGGGACCUACCCACUGGGGACUUACCCACUGGGGACCUAGCCACUGGAGACCUACCCACUGGGGACUUACCCACUGGGGACCUACCCACUGGGGACCUACCCACUGGGGACCUAGCCACUGGGGACCUAGCCACUGGGGAGCUAGCCACUGGGGACCUAGCCACUGGGGACCUACCCACUGGGGAGCUACCCACUGGGGAGCUACCCACUGGGGACCUAGCCACUGGGGAGCUAGCCACUGGGGACCUACCCACUGGGGAGCUAGCCACUGGGGACCUACCCACUGGGGACCUACCCACUGGGGAGCUACCCACUGGGGACCUACCCACCGGGGACCUACCCACUGGGGACCUACCCACUGGGGACCUACCCACUGGGGAGCUACCCACUGGGGACCUACCCACCGGGGACCUACCCACUGGGGACCUACCCACUGGGGACCUACCCACUGGGGACCUACCCACUGGGGACCUACCCACUGGGGACCUACCCACUGGGGAUAUA